This is a messenger RNA of Corvus hawaiiensis (hawaiian crow), 2303 nucleotides long. RefSeq names its product family with sequence similarity 210 member B (gene MIMS2). Lineage: Eukaryota; Metazoa; Chordata; Aves; Passeriformes; Corvidae. The record is from RefSeq and is a predicted model, not a curated record. Gene Ontology annotation, cellular component: mitochondrion. The transcript is spliced from 3 exons. The annotation marks the transcript as partial.
CCGCCGGGGCCGGGCCCGCGCCGCGCCGCCGCCAAGGAUGCACAUGAACCCCUCAAAAAGACAGCCACUGAUCCCAGUGCUGAAAACAAGAAACUCAACAAAUCCCAGCAGCUGAAACAAGUUUUUAAAGAAUAUGGUGCUGUAGGAGUUUCCUUCCAUGUUGGAAUUUCAUUAGUAUCUCUGGGAAUCUUCUACUUGGCUGUGUCAAGCGGUGUGGACAUGAGCGCAGUUCUGCUCAAGCUGGGCUUCACUGAGGUCUCGCUGCAGUCCGGGAUGGCAGCUGGCACCAGCACCUUCGUGCUGGCCUAUGCUGUGCACAAGCUCUUUGCCCCAGUGCGCAUCAGCAUCACCGUGGUGUCCGUGCCCUUCAUCGUCCGCUACUGCCGCAAGGUCGGCUUCUUCAAACCCCCUGCCUCCAACCCCUGAGCUCUGCCUGGCUUUUUGUUUUCCAGUGCUCCACAUCCACGUAGCUCUUCAGGUGCAAAGUUUAAAGGACUUAUUUGGGUUCAGGUUGACCUCAUUUUGCGUUUCUUACUUGGUCUUUCAGGUAAUUGUGAGAAGUGCUGUCCUUGUCUCCUUUCCCUUUUGCCACUUACUCUUUGGAAAAACCUGUUCAAAUGGGAUCUGGUUUGCACUUCAAGUGGGAAUAUAAAUGCUUGACAAUGAGCACAGUUCUGGGUCUUUAUAAUCCAGCUUUUUGAACCUUUUUUUUCCUUUUCAAAACAGUCAUAGCACUCAUUUAUUACUGUGUAGCUGAGAAAGUGAGAUUCUCUUUCCAGUAGAAUAAACAAUAUCUCACUACGGGGGGUAGUUCUCUUGAAAAGGGUAUAUAUUGGAAUCUAAAGUGGCAGGUGCGUGGUUUUUUGUUAGGAGAGGCUUAUGUUAUAGCCUCUCUUGCAGUAUAACACAGGCACUGAACUCACUUAAGUAGGAAUACCCAUAUGAUGGAUUAUUGCACAGUCAUAAUUGGUUUAGUCACCAAUAGGUGAUGCACUGUUCUGAAACUACGUGUAGUGCUUCCAUAUUCCAAGAUUUUAUUGUCUGAAAAUGUGCUGGCUAGGAGCCAGCCUUACUAAAGUUCUUUUUUUUUUUCUCCUAAUGUCUAUAGACUCAGAAGAAAUCCUGAGUCUAUUGAAGUCACUGUAACCAGAAUUACCUCUGUGAACAUACUCCAAAGAGCAUCAAGGCAGAGAUAAGCUGGUGAAGGUUUAGCAUUUUGAGAUCUGACUUUGUACUGGAAACACUUUUUUUUUUUUUUUUUAAAGUAAGCCCAGCAGCUCUCUGCUCCUGUGGGUGAAACUCAAAUCUGCACGUGAAGUCCAAACAUUCCAAUUUGCAGCAUCCCAGGAAGAAUUCCUGUGCUUUGGGUGGAGAGUAUAGCAAUGAGGGGGUGUUGCCCUUCCUUAUGGACACACUGUUGUGUUAGAAUGUAUCAUCCACAUUCCACCUUCCAGUUAACCCAAAGACUGAUCCCAAAACAUAAAUGAGUGUAACACUGGGCUAAGCCUGAGUUUGGGGCUCAGGCCUGUGCUGCUGUGAGUUUGAGCCAGAUCUGGGGGUGUUUGGGACCUGCUGUCUGCUCUUUUCACAUUUGUGCUUGCACUUACCCCAAGGUGGCUCUGAUACAUCUGUUCAUACAGAGCUGUGAUUUAAGUAAAAUAGCAGGAAGAUAGCCUGAUGCUUUUGAUUUUUGCUAAAAUUUAGUGAAUGGAGGAAGGAAUUGUGGAGUUUUGAUGAGAGUUGGCUGAGGGAGGAAAGGAGGAGCAAAUAACCUCUUGUUAUGGAGCAGCUGCUUGCCUCCCCUCAGCCAGAACAUUAAAUUGCACCUUAACUCCUUCCCCCCCAGGAAGGCCCAGCUUUCCUGUGUACCAAGGAUAAGAAUUCCUAAAUAACUCUUGAGGCAGCCUUGUGUACUUCAGAAUCAUUUCUGAGAAGUUUUGUCUUAAACUGGAUAGAGAAGGUAUAUUCAGAGCUUCUUUUUCAAAAUCCUGUGUAAAGCUGAACUCCUUCAAAAUAAAUGUACCUAAGUCAGUAGAAGGCACCAGCACUCAACUAGAGAUUUCUUGCUGUAAAGAAACAGCUUCAGAUAAAUUAUGGCCAGACUUCUGAUUAGUUAAGGUAAAUAGGGUUGUAUAAACUACUGGCAGUUUGUUUAGAUGAAUUUUUUUGCAAAGUAUAUUUUAAAUUAAUUCAAGAAUAUAUUUUGAAUUCUAGAAUCCUUACUUGUAGAAGGAUCAUUUUUUUAAAUUGUUUAUAAAAUAGCCAAGUCUUAUAGUGAAAAGACAAUAAAUUGCUUUCUCUUA